This is a messenger RNA of Verruconis gallopava, 695 nucleotides long. RefSeq lists its product as uncharacterized. NCBI's taxonomy places the organism in Eukaryota, Fungi, Ascomycota, Dothideomycetes, Venturiales, Sympoventuriaceae. The record is from RefSeq and is a predicted model, not a curated record. The transcript has a single exon. The annotation marks the transcript as partial.
UGCACAUGCACUUGAUGAGACGACCAGAUGGCGCUUGCAGAGACACCUCCAAAAGCUCGCAAAUGCCGCAAACACAUCAAUUGCUGAAGGCUCACUCCAGAAGGAACAGAUUCAAUUUCUUUAUAAAGUGAACAACGAAGCCAAGGUGCGCCGAUCGACGAAGCCUGUUAUAUUAAGUAAUGCGAAGGUUAUUAGCCAUAAGGACCUUGAGGAAGCACGAACAAAGCGGGCCGAGAAAGAUGCUAAGAAAAGGGCUAAGAAAGCUGAGAGAGAUGCUAAGAAAAUCGAGAGGGAUGCCAAAGAAGCUGAGAAAGAGGCUAAGAAAGAGGCUAAGAAAGCCGAGAGGGAGGCUAAGAAAGCUGAAAGAGAAGCUCAAAAGGCCGCAAAAGAGGCAGAGAAAGCCGCUACGGGCAAGAGUACACGUGGCCGAAAGCGUAAACUUCCUGCAACCUCGGCACCAGAGCCAGAGCCAGAGGCUAAGAGGAGCCGCAAGACCAAAGAGCGUGAAUUACCAUGGGAUCUCACGAUAUGGGUGGAUGAAGGGCAGGUUGCACCUGUAGCGAAGAUGAUAUAAUUUUGGCGCUGACGGAACUGCCGCUGGCGGCAUAGGGGCAUUGGGACAUUGACGCGUAGACGUAUUAAUUAAGUUGGAUACUGGGGAUCGUAAUAUUAAUUAGACACUUAUAUGGUCAUAU